GUGGAACCGCAUGUCACCUUUAAUGGCGGCAUGUACAUACGGGCACUUGAAGAUCGUGAAGCUGCUUCUUAACCUCGGGGCUAAUGUCAGCAGAAUAUUUGGACUGUACAGGAGCCCUCUAGGGGCUGCCCUUGAAGCUAACCGCAAGGAAGAGAACAUCUGUAUCUUACUGAUAGAGCGGGGUGCGGACGUUCGGGUGGUCGAUGGCUUGGAUCGGAGCUACAUGCACAUAGCCGCUACCUACGACCUGCCCAACGUCAUCGGUGUACUGGCGGCACGUGGAGCUGACGUCAAUGCCAGGGACAAGCAUCUCGACACCCCGCUCCACAAUGCGGUUCAACGAAAGAACCACCGGGCGAUGGAGGCUCUUCUGGAGGUCAAAGGUAUCGACGUCAGGGCGAAGAACAGACUAGACUACACCGCCCUCCACCUGGCCAGCAAAGAUGGAUGUUCAAGGUCUAGUUCAGACAGGUGGUGA
This is a messenger RNA of Pomacea canaliculata, 478 nucleotides long. Its product is annotated as ankyrin repeat domain-containing protein 2-like. The transcript is spliced from 4 exons. The record is from RefSeq and is a predicted model, not a curated record. Bases 11 to 478 code for a protein of 155 amino acids. Gene Ontology annotation, molecular function: protein binding. Lineage: Eukaryota; Metazoa; Mollusca; Gastropoda; Architaenioglossa; Ampullariidae.